This is a messenger RNA of Anneissia japonica, 1360 nucleotides long. RefSeq names its product 3-ketoacyl-CoA thiolase, mitochondrial-like. Gene Ontology annotation, biological process: fatty acid beta-oxidation. The transcript has 8 exons. Gene Ontology annotation, molecular function: acetyl-CoA C-acetyltransferase activity. The record is from RefSeq and is a predicted model, not a curated record. The coding region runs from base 1 to 1191 and encodes 396 amino acids. Lineage: Eukaryota; Metazoa; Echinodermata; Crinoidea; Comatulida; Comatulidae.
AUGGCGCUGUCCAGGGGAAUAUUUGUUGUAGCUGCCAAGCGAACUCCAUUUGGUGCAUUUGGAGGAAAGUUGAAAGGUCAUACAGGAACUGACCUUUGUGAAGUCGCAGCAAAGGCAGCUCUUGCAUCAGGGGCCAUCAAGCCAGAAUGGAUUGACUCAACAAUUGUUGGAAAUGUUGCUCAAACAGCCCCUGAUGCUGCCUACAUAUCACGGCAUGUUGCACUCCGAUGUGGUGUUCCUGACUCCAAACCCGCUUACACUGUUAACAGACUUUGUGGUUCUGGAUUCCAGUCAAUUGUCAAUGGAGCCCAGGAGAUACAAUGUGGAGAUUCUGAGGUCGUGCUAACAGGUGGUGCUGAGAAUAUGAGUCAGGCACCUUACAUUCUGAGGGAUGUAAGGCUUGGAACAAGGCUAGGAACAGACCUUAAGCUUGAGGAUUCUUUGUGGGCAACAUUAACUGAUAUGCAUAUCAAAACGCCGAUGGGAAUAACAGCCGAGACACUAGGAAAGAAGUAUGGUGUUACCAGGCAAGACUGUGAUGAAUUUGCUCUGAAAUCCCAGCAGCGCUGGAAAGCAGCUCAAGAUGCAGAAAGAUUCAGUGAUGAGAUGGCCCCAAUCCAGAUGACCAUAAAAAAGAAAACAGUGAUUAUUGACACGGAUGAGCAUCCUCGGCCCGAGAGCACCAUAGAGAGUCUAGAAAAGUUACCUCCAGUGUUCAUGAAAGACGGCCUUGUGUCUGCCGGCAAUGCUUCAGGUAUUUCAGAUGGUGCAGCAGCUGUCAUAUUAGCCAGUGAGGAUGCUGUGAACAAGUACAAACUUACACCACUAGCCCGGCUUGUUAGCUACCAUGUGUCCGGAUGCGAUCCAAACAUAAUGGGCAUCGGGCCUGCUCCAGCUGCCCGAGAAGCCCUGGAUAAAGCCGGCCUGACAGUGGGUGAUAUGGAUCUAUUUGAAGUAAAUGAAGCGUUUGCUGCUCAGUACCUUGCUGUUGAGAAAGAACUAGGCCUUAACCCAGAUAAAACAAACAGCAACGGCGGCGCGAUUGCUAUGGGCCACCCAGUUGGUGCAUCAGGUGGCCGAAUCACAGCACAUAUAACACAUGAGAUCAGACGCACUGGAGGGCGCUAUGCAUUAGGUUCUGCAUGUAUCGGCGGUGGACAAGGAAUUGCGGUUAUCCUUGAAAAAAUUUAAUCUCUAGGAAGAAUUGAAAAAAGUUUAAAAAGAAUAAAUAAUAUAAAAAUGUUAAUGUACUGUAUAUGCAUAAUAAACACAGAUUCAUAAUGAGACUAAAUAUGUGUUGCAUUUUGUUUUACUUAGACAAUAUAAAUAUUUAUAUAUCUUGUAAACAUUGUCAGCAUAU